Cydia splendana is the source of this 2105-nucleotide messenger RNA. Its product is annotated as dendritic arbor reduction protein 1-like. The record is from RefSeq and is a predicted model, not a curated record. Gene Ontology annotation, biological process: regulation of transcription by RNA polymerase II. The transcript has 8 exons. The coding region runs from base 255 to 1367 and encodes 370 amino acids. Lineage: Eukaryota; Metazoa; Arthropoda; Insecta; Lepidoptera; Tortricidae. Gene Ontology annotation, molecular function: RNA polymerase II cis-regulatory region sequence-specific DNA binding; DNA-binding transcription factor activity, RNA polymerase II-specific.
AUUCUGAAUUACCUACGGCCGGCCACGCCACGUACACAAAGAACCAACUGGAAAGCAGUGUUCCGCAGCGCUAGCCCUCGUUAUCAGUCGCGCAAGAACCUAAUCACUUUCAUUGCAACCCCGCGAAGGAGGUCGCGGCGGCUAUCACCUAUCGCACGCAGUGUGUCUCGCGCAGCAGCCGCGCGCAGGCGUGCGCAUGGCCCUCGCGUGACAGUCGCGCCCCGAUCCGCGACGCGACGCCCGGCUCGCCGGGAAUGGAGGCCUGCUGCGCGAUCAGAGCUGCCGAGGACCUUGUGGGCGACCAGAUAGUCCCUGGCGGCAGUCGCUGGGCCGCUCCGCACGCGCCCGGCCUUCUCGACUCAUGGUUUCAGAUGCAGAUGCAGACAUCUGACUUCGAGUCGCUGCUUUGCAAGCAGGAGGGCGCCUCGCUAGCGCCCGCCCACAUGGACCUUUUUGAUGGCGGCACUUCUUCUCGCGACGAUGCGUUCCUGCGGCCCGCUCUCUGGGAGGACAUCGCCUCCUCGAUCAGGAACAUCGAUCCCGAAAAUGCAAACAUGCUCGCUCCACUCGGAGCGACGCACGUCAAGCUGGAAGCGGAUGAUCCACUGCUUGAAGAAUGCGCUACGCCGCUACUCAGUCCUCUCGAGAUCAAGACGGAAAGACUGUGCGGACCGCCGACGUACGCGCAGCCGCAGCCGCCGCAGCACACGCCGCAGCCGCUGCCGCAACCGGUCAGCUCAUUUGCCAAGUAUCCGCCAGCACGCCUGGUGUACAUGUCUCCGCUGACGCCGCCCGGUUCCGACCAGGGCAGUCCAGGCAAUUCGAUGCAGGGCGCGGGGCGCCGGACGCCGCCGCCGCCGUACCACCCGCCGCCUCUGUUGCGCGCGCCGCACCCGCCUCCGCCCCUCCCGCACCAUCACCAACACCAUCACCAACAGCAGGCAAUGGCACAGGUGCCGCCAAUGGGCGCACAGCUGCCAGCGCCGGCGCAGCAGCACCACGCGCCGCACCACGCUCCCAUGCUGCACUCGAGGCUGGGCCCCGCCUCUGUCAAGUACAACCGGCGGAACAACCCUGAAUUAGAAAAAAGAAGAGUACACCACUGCGACUUCAUGGGUUGCUCGAAGGUGUACACGAAGAGCUCUCACCUGAAAGCACAUCAGAGGAUACAUACAGGAGAGAAACCUUACACUUGCCAAUGGCCGGAGUGCGAGUGGAGGUUCGCGCGGUCGGACGAGCUGACGCGGCACUACCGCAAGCACACGGGCGCGAAGCCCUUCAAGUGCGCGGUCUGCGAGCGCUCGUUCGCCAGGUCCGACCACCUCGCACUUCAUAUGAAGCGCCACCUACCCAAGACCUCCAAAUGACACGCGCGGAGGGGCGGGGACCAGCCUCCCGCGCCCCAAUCUACACCGGAGGAAUGCAGUGACACCAUCUUCUUGGAGUGCGACCUCGACACAAGCCUUAUGGAGACGUUCUACGGCGCGCUGUGACGUGCCAAGCGCGCGCGCAGCUGAACAAUCGCGAACCCAAACGCGACUGCCCUACUGAAUACUAGUAUUCUCUUUCAAUAAGAAAUUGACAAAAUACGUAUGUUGCUGUAUCGAUAUCUUAAAGUAAAGAUUAGAUGCCACUUAUUGUGAAGUCUAAAUGUUCUUGUAAAUAUAUAAAAAAUAAUGUAUGUUAUUCAACAUCAUUACCAAGAAAACUUGCUUUAAACAUAAAAUCGUAGGUACAUUAAUCAAAUGUAUGAUUAUUGGGUAGACAAGAGAUAAUGAAAUGCAAUCACAAUCAAUACUUAUUUCAAGUUUAAUAAAAUUGUUGAUCGUAAUUAUGAUUUUAUGAAGGCAUAUUUUUUCAAACAUUAUUUAAAGAGCGAAUAUUGUAUAGAUAGCAGAAUUUUAGUUACUUGAUGGAAAUGAGUGUCUACCUUUCCAAUUGGGGUGUAUAGUUUACCUUAGGUGUAUCGUUUUAAAUGAAAACAGAACAGUAAUUACUGCUAAAUAUUUCUUACUAUUGUAUUCAAUAAUAUGAAAACUGCUCGCUCAAUGAAAUCAAGUAUACAUAUUUAAUUACCAAUCAUUUAGGCCUUCGGAUUUGAUUGA